AUGCCCUCAUAUGCUAAGUUCCUGAAAGAAAUUUUGUCAAACAAGAGGAGAUUAGAAGAUUAUGAAACUGUGGCAUUAACAGAGGAGUGUAGUGCUCUCUUACAGAAUAAACUUCCACCAAAAUUGAAGGAUCCAGGAAGUUUCUCUAUUCCUUGUCACAUUGGGGACACUAGUAUUGAAAAGACAUUGUGUGAUCUUGGAGCUAGUGUAAGUUUGAUGCCACUCUCCAUUUGUGAAAAGCUGAAGGUAGGAGAUUUGAAGCCCACCAUCAUUUCUUUACAACUAGCUGAUAGAUCCAUCAAAUAUCCUGAUAUUCACAUACCUAUUAUAUUGGGAAGGCCAUUUUUAGCCACAGCAGGGGCUAUAAUUGAUGUAAAGAAUGGUAGAUUGACAUUAAAAGUUGGAGAAGAGGAGGUGGAAUUUAAUUUGAAUCAGACUUUGAAGAAAUAUCAUGGAGUUGAUCUUCGUUUAAGGGUGGAUGUUAUUGAUGAGAUUGUGGAAGAAGAAUUUAAGAAAAGAUAUCCUGAGGACCCUUUGGAGAAUUGUUUGGUACAUAGUAAAACAACAAAGGAUGAAAAUCCUGAAGUUGCAGCUUUUGCUCAAAUUUUGGAAGCUACUCAAGCAGUUGUAGGAGAUCAAGUUUUGCAAGUUGAAGAAUUGAAAUAUGAAGUUGCACACCCAUCUUUGCUAAAUGAGAAGGAUGCACCACAGGAAGACCUCAAACCACUUCCAUCUACAUUAAGGUAUGCUUUUCUUGGACCUAAUUCAACUUAUCCUAUCAUUAUUAAUGCAAGUUUGAGUGAUGUACAAGUUGAAAAAUUGCUGAGAGAGUUAAGAGCACAUAGGAAAUUCAUUGGUUACACCAUUGAUGACAUAAAGGGUAUAAACCCUACCUUGUGCAUGCAUAGGAUUCUUUUAGAGGAUAAUUUUAAAGCCACCAUAGAACAUCAAAGAAGGUUAAAUCCUAAUAUGAAAGAGGUGGUGAAGAAAAAAGUCUUGAAACUACUUGAAGCUGGGAUCAUUUAUCCUAUUUCUGAUAGUGGUUGGGUUAGCCCAGUUCAUGUAAUUCUUAAGAAAGGAGGUGUGACCGUUGUAAAAAAUGAAAAUAAUGAGUUGAUACCUACUAGAAUUGUCAUAGGGUGGAGGAUGUGUAUAGAUUACAGGAAGCUUAAUACUGCCACUAGGAAAGACCAUUUUCCCUUGCCUUUUAUUGAUCAAAUGUUAGAAAGAGGAAUUCAAGUGGACAAGGCCAAAGUAAAAGUGAUUGGGAAGAUGCCUCCACCAACUUCAGUGAAAGGAAUUAGAAGUUUUCUUGGGCAUGUUGGGUUGAAGGAAGCUCUAACAACAGCCCCUAUUAUGCAACCUACGGAUUGGUCAUUGCCAUUUGAGAUUAUGUGUGAUGCUAGUGACUUUGCUGUGGGAGCUGUACUUGGUCAGAAAAAAGAGAAGAGAUCUUAUGCAAUCUAUUAUGCCAGCAAAACUCUAGAUGAUGCUCAAGUAAAUUAUGCCACCACUGAGAAAGAAUUUUUAGCUGUGGAGUUUGACUUACAAAUUAAAGAUAAAAAGGGAGCUGAAAAUGUUGUGGCGGACCAUCUAUCAAGGAUUAAGUAUGAGAGUAAGGAUGGAAAUGAAGAGGAAUUGCCAAUUGGUGAGUUUUUCUCGAAUGAGCAAUUGCUAGUUGUUAUUGCUGCAUUGCCAUGGUUAUUAGAUUUUGUCAAUUACCUGUCAUAUGGAGUUCUCCCACCAGAUUUGAGCUAUCAACAGAAAAAGAAAUUUUUGCAUGAUGUGAAAUUUUAUACAUGGGAGGAUCCAUUGUUAUUCAAGAGAUGUAAUGAUGGCCUAGUUAGAAGGUGCGUGCCUGAAGAGGAAAUAGGAAACAUUUUAGAGCACUGUCAUUCUUCUGACUAUGGAGGUGUGAAUUAUGUGUCUAAAUGGGUUGAGGCCAUUGCUUCCCCUACAAAUGAUUUUGAAAAUCUUUUAAAGAAAUAUGGAGUUACUCAUAAGGUAGCUACACCUUAUCAUCCUCAGACUAGUGGGCAAGUUGAAGUAUCUAAUAGGGAAUUAAAGAGAAUUCUGGAAAAAAUUGUUAAUCAUUCAAGGAAGGAUUGUUCAUUGAGGCUAGAUGAUGCAUUAUGGGCGUACAGGACAACUUACAAGACACCCAUUGGAACUACACCUUUUAAGCUAGUCUAUGGGAAAUCAUGUCAUUUGCCAGUUGAGUUGCAACACAAAGCAUAUUAG
This is a messenger RNA of Hevea brasiliensis (rubber tree), 2241 nucleotides long. RefSeq lists its product as uncharacterized. Gene Ontology annotation, biological process: DNA integration. The transcript has 7 exons. Bases 1 to 2241 code for a protein of 746 amino acids. Lineage: Eukaryota; Viridiplantae; Streptophyta; Magnoliopsida; Malpighiales; Euphorbiaceae. The record is from RefSeq and is a predicted model, not a curated record. Gene Ontology annotation, molecular function: nucleic acid binding.